AUGGACACCGCAGUCCGAAGCCUGCAAGCUCAAGUCGCCACGAUCAACAAUGGACUCGCCAACUUGUCCAACCAGGUCACCUCGCCCUUCGAGGCGAUUCAAAAGCAGGUGGAGGUGCGGAUUGCCACAGUCGAAGGGACGGUCAACCAGCACACACCAGAGAUCAACAGCCUCAAGAUGCAAAUCUCAAGGCUCCAAACCCUCCUCGGUGAUAUUCAAUCAGAGAGACCCACACCGAAACCGAUCGACCAGUCGUUCAACCGCGAGAUCGACCCGUCCAUUUUGGCCAUCCGAUCACGCAACGUCAUUCCGAAGCAGAAUAUGCUCAACGCGCUCAAGCCCUGGCUCGAGCGGAACAAUCUCGCGGAAUCUGACUUUGUUAUCGAGGGGGACCCCGCCAGUAAGAAGUUCUCGGUCAGAAUUGGAGGCAGCCGCAGCUACGCUGAACGCAAGGUGGCACAAUGUAUGUCGAGCCUCAAGCGGACAGAUGGGCAGUGCGAAAGGUUUGCAGCUCUCGACGUGGACGGACAACACUCCGAGCUCUUCAUCUCGGGUGACAAGAACAGCUGCAUGGCGCUUGGGGUGGACAUCAACAAUUUGCGCCUCACGCUCGACCGCGUCUUCGCCAACGAGACAGUGGCAACUGAGUGGUGUCUUUAG
Molecule: messenger RNA, 660 nt
Organism: Prorocentrum cordatum
Lineage: Eukaryota; Dinophyceae; Prorocentrales; Prorocentraceae
Source: the annotation of a GenBank genome assembly